UAUUAAUUCGCUUUACCAAUCUCUUAAAAGUUCCAACAGAGCCUCAAAGCCAGCCAGGUAGGUGUAGUCAAAACCAUAUAUAAAGACCCCUUACCUCUGCAAAAAGAAAGCACACAAACCAAGGAGAAGCAUCUAUAAUCACUUCUGCAUAGCUCACAGCCAUGACUUUGGUACAAAGAGCUGUGGUUUUGGUCAUGGUGGUGAUGGCAGCAGUGCAGGUUUCAUAUGCAGCUGUGCACAAGGUUGGUGACUCUGCUGGCUGGACUAUCCUUGGCAAUGUUGAUUACAAGAAGUGGGCUGCUCCUAAGAACUUCCAAGUUGGUGACACUAUUAUAUUUGAAUACAAUGCCCAAUUCCACAAUGUGAUGCGAGUGACGCAUGCCAUGUACAAGACAUGCAAUGCAUCAUCCCCAAUUGCCACAUUCAGCACAGGCAAUGACUCCAUAAAGAUAACAAAUCAUGGUCACCAUUUUUUCUUCUGUGGAGUCCCUGGCCACUGUCAAGCUGGACAGAAGGUUGACAUUAAUGUGAUCAGUGUUUCUGCUGCUACAGCUGCUGCACCUACUCCUACUCCAGCUCCUUCAUCACCAUCAUCAUCACUGGCCACUCCAUCUGCCAAUGUACCUGCCCCUUCUCCUAAUAAUGCUACCCCAUUGAUUGUUCUGAAGGGACUUUUUGGUACGAUGGGUUUGGCCAUGGCAGUCCUUGCACUUUUCUCUAGCUAUGCUUAGUAAGGAAAGUGUUCUCUAAAUUUAGCUUGUGGGCCUUUUUCGCUUUCUUCUUGAAAUGAAAAGAAACACAUGUAUUGGAUAUAUGUUGCAAUGUAUAUCUUUUCUUUAAUUAGCAUGUAGUAGGACUCUAUGGUUGUGUGAAUUUAAGACAUUAGGUUGAGAUAAAUAGAAAAAUAUAUGAACUUUAAAUAAAAUUCUUUCAUUUUAUCU
Molecule: messenger RNA, 941 nt
Organism: Lotus japonicus
Lineage: Eukaryota; Viridiplantae; Streptophyta; Magnoliopsida; Fabales; Fabaceae
Product: mavicyanin-like
Exons: 2
Coding region: 162-731 (189 amino acids)
Cellular component (GO): plasma membrane
Molecular function (GO): electron transfer activity
Source: RefSeq, a predicted model, not a curated record